Messenger RNA from Lymnaea stagnalis (great pond snail), 12740 nucleotides. The record is from the annotation of a GenBank genome assembly. NCBI's taxonomy places the organism in Eukaryota, Metazoa, Mollusca, Gastropoda, Lymnaeidae.
ACCCACAGGUGUGUUACGUCGCCUGUAUAAGGUGUCCUGUGACAACAAAAGAUGCCAUCUUCCAACCCUUUCAGGAAUUAGUAAAGUACAUUUAAGAAAAAGUUAGUGAUUUUUAGAUAAUGAUUUCUCUUUGUUUCAAAGCAGUGAGUAUGACCUAUAGAUAUAUGUGUACUUCAAGUACUUUGUUUUGUUAACUGUAGAGUAUGAUGUAUGCUGGAGGAAACCUAAGACUAAGAAGAUAAGCUUGGAAGUAAGUCCUUGAACGUAAGAAGUAAGAAGGACUCAUAUAUGUUCAUCGAGAAAACUCCGUGUAAAGGUCCCCCCUACGUGUGUUGGUUAUAGUUCAAUGACUGGGAAGGGGAAAAAACAACAACAACAAACCUAGUGUGUAUGUUAAAUAUUGAAAACACGGACUAGUACCCCAAAUUGAAAGGUAGGCCUAAAUAAUAGAAAAACCAUAAACAGGAUCAUAACGAUGCCAUGUCGUUGAUUUUUUUAUGAUUGCGACACGACAUCCUCCUAGGGAUGGCCGUAAUCUUUAGCACUUCCUACAACACGUCAUGUACCUAUCAAGCAAAUAUCCCCGUCUUUGGCAGUGGCGAAGCCAGGGUUGGUGCCGCCUGGAACGUGCCAAUAUUUGUGCAUACUGCUCUCUGCAGCUUUUGCCGCUCAGGGAUCGACUGCUCUUUGCCCCAUGCACACCAAACUUCCGAGGCUAUAUGUGUAGUUGUCUGAUGGAUGUGUGUCAAAUUACAAGUUAGACGUGUCCGACCCAAUGACGGAACGAUUACAAAUUUUAUUGUCUCUCUACAUCAGUGGUUCUCAACUACCCUAAUCCCGCGACCCUUUAAUUACAGUGUCUCAUGUUGUGGUGACCCCAAACAUAAAAUUAUUUUCGUUGCUUCUUGAAAAAUAUGAACCCCGCGAUGGUCUUACGCGAUCCCUGUGUAAGGGCCGUUCGACCCUCAAAGGGGUCGCCCCCCCCCCCCCACAGGUUGAGAACCGCUGCUCUAUACCUAACAUCACUUCCACGUUCCAUAUAUCUCCCCCACUUUUUAAAAACAAUGUCAUCCUUAAAUUUCUUAACCUAAAUAUAUAUAUAUCUUGAUAUCAACGUAAAGCACAACACACCCCUCUCAACACACACUUCUCAACACACACCUCACAACACACACCUCUCAACACACACAGCUACCACUACAACGUUUUCGUCAUUUGACGCUCUCUAUAUUUAGAAAUGAUGACACACGAACAACCCGUCAAUUAAUGCAGUGCAGUUUUAAACAAAAGCCCCAUCGUCGCUAUAACUUUGCAUUACAAUUGCUAACGGCCCAAAUCAUUCAGGAUAACACCAGCUAUGUCUGCCCACCUAGUAGUGUAGACCCAAAAGCUAUAGUACAGAUUCUCAAACUUUUGUUUUGAGCCACGACACAAUUUUAUAAAAAAUCAUUUUAUAGAGGCAAAGUGAUACGCGACACAAUUAAAAUACAAAAAAACCAAAAAACUCCAGUAAGUGAAAAAAAAAACCCACCUAGAAAACUAGAGACAGUUCUAGGAAAUGAAUCGACCGUUAUUCAAAACAUGAUACUUUCUUAAAACAUCAAUUUUUUUGAUGUCACCGAUUCAGCGGCGGCCCCCAUAGACAAGCUUCCGCGAUAUGGGGUCGUGACCAGUGGUUUGGGGACCAGAGGGUGGCAGUGUGAGCAGUGGGUUGGGGACCAGAGGGUGGCAGUGUGAGCAGUGGGUUGGGGACCAGAGGGUGGCAGUGUGAGCAGUGGGUUGAGAACCAGAGGGUGGCAGUGUGAGUAGUGGAUUGGGAACCAGAGGGUGCCAGUGUGAGCAGUGGAUUGGGAACCAGAGGGUGCCAGUGUGAGAAGUGGAUUGGGAACCAGAGGGUGCCAGUGUGAGCAGUGGGUUGAGAACUAGAGAGUGGCAGUGUGAGCAGUGGAUUGGGAACCAGAGGGUGGCAGUGUGAACAGUGGACUGGGAACCAGAGGGUGCCAGUGUGAGCAGUGGGUUGAGAACUAGAGAGUGGCAGUGUGAGUGGAUUGGGAACCAGAGGGUGGCAGUGUGAACAGUGGACUGGGAACCAGAGGGUGCCAGUGUGAGCAGUGGGUUGAGAACUAGAGAGUGGCAGUGUGAGCAGUGGAUUGGGAACCAGAGGGUGGCAGUGUGAGCAGUGGACUGGGAACCAGAGGGUGGCAGUGUGAGUAGUGGAUUGGGAACCAGAGAGUGGCAGUGUGAGCAGUGGAUUGGGAACCAGAGGGUGGCAGUGUGAGCAGUGGAUUGGGAACCAGAGGGUGGCAGUGUGAGUAGUGGAUUGGGAACCAGAGGGUGGCAGUGUGAGUAGUGGAUUGGGAACCAGAGAGUGGCAGUGCGAGUAAUGGAAUAAGAACCAGAGAGUGAAAGUGGGUAGGGAACCAGAGAGUAGCAGUGCGAGCAGUGAUGAAGGAAGUGUGAGUGUGUGCGUGUGUAGGGAGGGGCGUUGCCACUGAUAACGAGUUCUUAUUGGAUACACUUGAACAUUCUGAAUUGAAUUAUUUAAGAACCUCGUUGUAGUAACAGAAACGUUGUAGUAGUUAGCAUAACGUGAUCAACACCCCCCCCCCCCCAACCUUCCAUUGUUCGACCCAAAACAAAUCCCCUCAGUUCCUUUUCACGUAAACACCCCAUACCCUUUUCCUAGUUUAUCUAACACAGAUUACCCAACCCCCUAGUUCACUAACAUACGUUACCCUUCCCCCAGUUCACUAGCAUACACUCCCCGCCCCCCACAGUGUAAUAAACAUACACCGAGAGUCCGUUUCUGUGGGAGCUUUCUGCUGCAAGUUGUGUGUUAGUUUUGAAUUAAUUGAGUGCUAAACGGUUAAAGCAACGACUUGUUAUUGACAGAUUAUAAUAUGACAGUUGCCGAUAACGCUUAGCAUCAUUUGCUUAUCAAAAUGUUAAAGUGAAUUGUGCAUUGGUAAACCAUGAUUUAAGUGAAUUGUGCAUUGGUAAACAAUGAUUUAAGUGAAUUGUGCAUUGGUAAACAAUGAUUUAAGUGAAUUGUGCAUUGGUAAACCAGGAUUUAAGUGAAUAGUGCAUUGGUAAAUCAUGAUUUUAGUGAAUUGUGCAUUGGUAAAUCAUGAUUUAAGUGUAUUGUGCAUUGGUAAAUUAUUAUUUAAGUGAAUUGUGCAUUGGUAAACCAAGAUUUAAGUGAAUUGUGCAUUGGUAAAUCAUGAAUUAGGGAAUUGUGCAUUGGUAAACCAUGACUUAAGUGUAUUGUGCAUUGGUAAACCAUGAUUUUAGUGAAUUGUGCAUUGGUAAAUAAUUUUUUAAGGGAAUUGUGCAUUGGUAAAUCAUGAUUUUAGUAAAUUGUGCAUUGGUAAAUCUUGAUUUAAGUGUAUUGUGCAUUGGUAAAUCAUGAUUUAAGUGAAUUGUGCAUUGGUAAAUCACGAUUUAAGUGAAUUGUGCAUUGGUAAAUCAUGAUUUAAGUGAAUUGUGCAUUGGUAACCCAUGAUUUAAGUGAAUUGUGCAUUGGUAAAUCAUGAUUUAAGUGAAUUGUGCAUUGGUAAAUCAUGAUUUAAGUAAAUUGUGCAUUGGUAACCCAUGAUUUAAGUGAAUUGUGCAUUAGUAAAUCAUGAUUUAAGUGAAUUGUGCAUUGGUAAACCAAGAUUUAAGUGAAUUGUGCAUUGGUAAAUCAUGAUUUUAGUGAAUUGUGCAUUGGUAAACCAUGACUUAAGUGUAUUGUGCAUUGGUAAACCAUGAUUUUAGUGAAUUGUGCAUUGGUAAAUCAUUUUUUAAGGGCAUUGUGCAUUGGUAAAUCAUGAUUUUAGUGAAUUGUGCAUUGGUAAAUCAUGAUUUAAGUGAAUGGUGCAUUGGUAACCCAUGAUUUAAGUGAAUUGUGCAUUGGUAAACCAUGUUUUAAGUGAAUUGUGCAUUGGUAAAUCAUGAUUUAAGUGAAUUGUGCAUUGGUAAACCAUGUUUUAAGUGAAUUGUGCAUUGGUAACCCAUUUUUUAAAUGAAUUGUGCAUUGGUAAACCAUGUUUUAAGUGAAUUGUGCAUUGGUAACCCAUGUUUUAAGUGAAUUGUGCAUUGUUAAACCAUGUUUUAAGUGAAUUGUGCAUUGGUAAACCAUGACUUAAGUGAAUUGUGCAUUGGUAAACCAUGAUUUUAGUGAAUUGUGCAUUGGUAAAUCAUGAUUUUAGUGAAUUGUGCAUUAGUAAAUCAUGAUUUAAGUGUAUUGUGCAUUGUUAAACCAUGUUUUAAGUGAAUUGUGCAUUGGUAAAUCAUGUUUUAAGUGAAUUGUGCAUGGGUAAACCAUGUUUUAAGUGAAUUGUGCAUUGGUAAACCAUGAUUUCAGUGAAUUGUGCAUUGGUAAAUCAUGAUUUAAGUAAAUUGUGCAUUGGUAAUCCAUUUUUUAAGUGAAUUGUGCAUUGGUAAAUCAUGAUUUAAGUGAAUGGUGCAUUUGUAAACCAUGAUUUAAGUGAUUUGUGCAUUGGUAACCCAUGUUUUAAGUGAAUUGUGCAUUGGUAAACCAUGAUUUAAGUGAAUUGUGCAUUGGUAAACCAUGAUUUAAGUGAGUUGUGCAUUGGUAAACCAUGAUUUAAGUGAAUUGUGCAUUGGUAAACCAUGAUUUAAGUGAAUUGUGCAUUGGUAAACCAUGAUUUAAGUGAUUUGUGCAUUGGUAACCCAUGUUUUAAGUGAAUUGUGCAUUGGUAAACCAUGAUUUAAGUGAGUUGUUCAUUGGUAAACCAUGAUUUAAGUGAGUUGUGCAUUGGUAACCUAUGUUUUAAGUGGUUUUCCAAAGUGAAAGGAACGUUGCUAUUAGUUUAAAAAGGAUUUUACAUGAAUUUGAAAGUGUGUGUCAAAUGUCACUGUUAAUAGGCUCAUGUAUGCUGCCUAUAUCUGUGCACAGAAUCCUAUGUAUGCCUUCUAUGUCCGUGCACAUAGCCCUAUAUGCUGUCUAUGUCCAUGCACAUAGCCCUAUAUGCUGUCUAUGUCCGUACACAUAGCCCUAUAUACUGUCUAUGUCCAUGCACAUAGCCCUAUAUGCUGUCUAUGUCCGUACACAUAGCCCUAUGUAUGCUGUCUUUGUCCGUGUACAUAGCCUUAUGUAUUCUGUUUAUGUCCAUGCACAUAUCCCUAUAUGCUGUCUAUGCCCGUGCACAUAGCCCUAUGUAUGCUGUCAAUGUCCGUGCACAUAGCCCUAUGUAUGUUGUCUUUGUCCGGGCACAUAGCUCUAUGUAUGCUGUCUAUGUCCAUGCACAUAGCCCAGUGUAUGCUGUCAAUGUCCGUGCACAUAGCCCUAUGUAUGUUGUCUUUGUCCGUGCACAUAGCUCUAUGUAUGCUGUCUAUGUCCGUGCACAUUGCCCUAUGUAUGUUGUCUAUGUCCACUCACAUAGCCCUAUAUAUGUUUUCUUAGUCCCUGCACAUAGCCCUAUAUAUUAUGUCUAUAUCCGUACACAUAACCCUAUGUAUUAUUUCUAUAUCCGUGCACAUAGCCCUAUGUAUUAUGUCUAUAUCCGUGCACAUAGCCCUAUGUAUUAUGUCUAUAGCCGUGCACUUAGCCCUAUGUAAGCUCCUUUGAAAAUUGGUUGAUCACCACUAGAUGGGCUAAUCCCCCACUGUGGGUGGGGGGGGCGCCACAAGAUGAUGCUGACUGUGAAGCAGAGUUCUAGCUAGAGUGUUUGGCGCACAAGGACAAGACUCAUUUUUACGCCAACCGUCAAUUUUCAUCAAUUAAAUAACACCAUAGCCUAAAUCUCCCUCUACCCAACUUGGCUGGCGCCCGGGGAAUUAUGCUCUACUCUGACACCUUAGAUACGUUUCUGCCAGCUUAGCUACGUGUCUGCCACCUUAGCUACGUGACUGCCACCUUAGCUACGUGUCUGCCACCUUAGCUAGUCUCGGUUCACCUUAGCGACGUCUCUGCCACCUUAGCUACGUCUCGGGCCACCUUAGCUAUGUCUCUGCCACCUUAGCUACGUCUCGGGUCACCUUAUCUACGUCUCUGCCACCCUAGCUACGUCUCGGGCCACCUUAGCUACGUCUCUGCUGUGAAAACUAAAAUUCAAACAAUAUGAGAGACAGAAAACAAGCUCUGUGUAAUAUCAUGUCAUUGAGACACAUUUUUUAAUCUUCAGUGUCUGGUAGAAAGUUUAUCUGUCUUGUCUGCUAUAAGUUCAGCUUUCUUGUCUGGUUGAAGCAGGGGCGUAGCUAGGGGUGGUGUUGAUGCGGAACGAACCGGGUGACACCAUCUCAAGGGGAUGACACCCAAUUAAAAAAAUUCAUAUUUACAGAGCACACACUGCUCGGUCUAACCGAAUUUCACAAAUGGGUAACAUUUUCCACACAUGUAACCAGUCAAUUCUUAAAAGUUCAAGAUUGAUGCUCGAUAAAUGAGGUGACCCAAUAAUUAGGUCAGAAAAACACAGUUUUAAGUGACAAUAAACUAUAUUAAUCUAAAUUAUGAGAAAUAAAGCUUUCCAUUGAUACCAAAUACGUUGUGGCCGGGUGAUUCUAAAGUACACGUCAUUGUUAUACUGUGGACUUAUUUUAAGAAGAAGAAAUUUUUUGUGAAAGUCGGGGGGGGGGGGUAACACCACUAGUUUAUCGCACCGGGUGACAACCAAUGUUCCCUUUAAGGUUUGCUGGUUCGUGUGCAAAAUCAUACAGUUGUGGGCAAAGUUUUACAGCAUCGAUUUUUUUUUUGUUAUACUGUGGACUUAUUUUAAGAAGAAGAAAUUUUUUGUGAAAGUCGGGGGGGGGGAGUAACACCACUAGUUUAUCGCACCGGGUGACAACCAAUGUUCCCUUUAAGGUUUGCUGGUUCGUGUGCAAAAUCAUACAGUUGUGUGCAAAGUUUUACAGCAUCGAUUUUUUUUGUGUGCAAAAUUUUACAGCCCACAAACACAAACACACACUUGCAUGGAAAUUUGCAGCGCGGAUACUCAAAACUGCUGCGCGGUGUCUGUGAGAUGGCUGCGCGGUCACGCUAGCUACGCCACUGGGUAGAAGUUCAGCUGCUUUGUCUGGUAGAAGUUCAACUGCUUUGUCUGGUAGAAGUUCAACUGCUUUGUCUGGUAGGAGUUCAGCUGCUUUGUCUGGUAGAAGUUCAACUGCUUUGUCUGGUAGAAGUUCAACUGCUUUGUCUGGUAGAAGUUCAACUGCUUUGUCUGGUAGAAGUUCAACUGCUUUGUCUGGUAGAAGUUCAGCUGCUUUGUCUGGUAGAAGUUCAAAAAGUUCGCAUUCCUAAUGUUCCGUCUUCUGCUCUACAGCCAACAGCGCGCGACUCUCAGAUCCGAACGGAUAAUGGCGGCCUCAAAGUGCGACCUUUUCUACAGCUUCGGCCUGCUGUGCUGUGUGUCCGGAGUGAUUCUCAUGUUUGUCGGCGCGGGUACGGCCUACUGGAUGAUCAACAGCAAUGGCCCAGAGUCUGUGGGACUUUUUGUGAGAUGUAAUUAUGAGACGUGUAUUCCUAUCACGGCCAAUGGUGAGAAAAAAAACAACAACAAAACAUCUGUCAACCACUUGUGACCCCGGGACCUCUUGCGACACCGGGACCGCUUGUGGCUCAUGGAAUUAAUAAGUUUUCCUGUUUUGUUUAUUAAAAUUUUAUUUUUCUAUUCAUAUAAAACGAGUGAAUAAAUAAUUUAAAUUGUCUGUUUCCAGUAGAUACAAUUUAUUAAAUGGGUCUUCGUCGAGUUAGGUGCUUGCAUUUACAGUAGACAAUUAAAAGAAAAGUCAAUGCAAAAAGAGUGCGCCAUGACGUCAUGUUUACGUGUUUGUUUAGUAAAGUUUCUGUUUUGGAUUCACUCCUCAGGUUUAGAGAUAGAUUUAGGGAUACAUUUUUUUAGUGGUUUAGUGUUCAGGUUAGGCUUAGGGAUACAUAUGGGACAUUUUGUCUUUAAAUUUUAACAUACUAUUAGUAAUUUGAGCAACCAAGAUGGCGGCCGUGUGAUACGCCAUGGCGCAUUCUCUUUGCAUUUAUUCAAAUUUUUAAUUGCACGUUUACUCGCUUAAAAUAAUAAUUUUCAGCAUAUCCAUGUUAUAAAUACACCGCUGAAUGCAACGCCAAAAACACCAGGGGUUCUCAAGUUGUUUCUUUGAUCUACAGACACAAAUUUCGCCCCCCCCCCCCUACCCUUCAAAGAUCCUGAAACUAAUAAGCAGAAUCUAGUUUCAUUUCUAUGAAUGAAGUGUUGCUAAAUGUAACAAUGUAAAUAAUUUUCAGCAUAUCCAUGUUAUAAAUACACCGCUGAAUGCAACGCCAAAAACACCAGGGGUUCUCAAGUUGUUUCUUUGAUCUACAGACACAAAUUUCGCCCCCCCCCCCUACCAUUCAAAGAUGCUGAAACUGAUAAGCAGAAUCUAGUUUCAUGUCUAUGAAUGAAGUGUUGCUAAAUGUAACAAUGUAAACAAUCAAGACAUAUCUAAUUGAAUGAAAUAUUGCUAAAAUAUAAGAAUGUAAACAAAGCCGUUCAACAUCCACAGAGCAAGAGACUGCCACCAAGGCCGUCAUGUCCACGGGGAUUGUCCUAGGAGCCCUGGCCACAACUCUGGCCUUCACGUUCCUCAUCAGGUUCACCAGCAUCAGCCCCACCUCCAAGAGGAUCCCAUUCCUCAGCUGUCUUUUGUCUAUGACAGGGGGUGAGUCUGCUUCUUAGGGACAAUUGGUCUAUGAUAGGGGGUGAGUCUGUUUCUUAGGAAUAAUCGGUCUAUGACAAGGGGUGAGUCUGCUUCUUAGAAAUAAUUGGUCUAUGGCAGGAGGUGAGUCUGCUUCUUAGGAAUAAUUGGUCCAUGACAGGUGGUGAUUCUACUUCUUAGGAAUAAUUGGUCUAUGACAAGGGGUGAGUCUGCUUCUUAGAAAUAAUUGGUCUAUGGCAGGAGGUGAGUCUGCUUCUUAGGAAUAAUUGGUCCAUGACAGGUGGCGAUUCUGCUUCUUAGGAAUAGGAAUAAUUGGUCUAUGACAGGGGGGUGAGUCUGCUUCCUAAUAUUUGAUUGUAUUUUGUUAGAAUUUACCUUCACGUAUCUAACUUUUUUUAGGAAUUACCUUAGACGUGAGUAUAUUUUGUUAGGAAUUACGUUGACAAGACUGCUUUUUUAAAAAUAGGAAUUACCUAGACUUGACUAUCUUUUGUUAAGAAUUACCUUGACAUUACUGUUUUUCUAGGAAUAACCUUGACAAGACUUUGUUGUGUUAGGAAUAAUGUAACAUGAUUUUUUUUAGUACCCAUUUUUUUUUUUUGCUGAAGGAAAAGCAACCUGUCUAUUUCAUCCCAACCGAUAACAGGAACUUGGUCAUCAAAGUUUCGCAGUUCAAGAAUGAAAUAAAUUAGCGAUCAUAUGCUAAGCUACAAGACCUUGCUGGAAAGUUGAAGACGAUGGUGUUCUCUGACUUUUUUUCACACAGGAAAUGCCUGGCUUAAUGUAUUACCUUUUCACCGCUAAAAAAAAACAAAACCAAACUAACACCAUGCUUGCUUCAUGGUUUUCUUAAGUUAACCAACACCAACAAGCGCCAUUUCCUCUGUUUCAGGUCUGCUGGGCACGUCGGGCGUGUGCAUCUACGCCGUGGGCAUCUCCGACCCGUUCAACACCCGAUUCGACUUCGUCUACAGCAUGCAGUACGGCUACUCCUUCGCCCUGAGCAUCGCCGGCUCCAUCCUAUUGUUCGUCUCCGGGGCCCUGACCUGGUUCGGUGCCUGCCGCAUCGUGAAGGCAUCCCAGCCUCGGUCCGGCCAGGAGCUGACCAACCGUGGACACUUGGUGGCCGUCGCCAACAUGCGGGCGUCCACGGUGCAUUUCGCGCCCUACUCCCUGGACGCCCCGCCGCGCUAUGACACGAUCUGCCAGGGGUAUGGUAUGCUAGGGUUCGACCCCAAACAGUUCCCUCCCCCUCCUGAUUAUUUCACUUCCCACCAAGGACCAGCGCCGCCGCCAUACUCUGCCAACAGCAGUAGCUCGCACCCGACAUCGGAGUUACCCGCCCCUACAGGAAACACCAAACACGAUGGGGGCCAGACAAUGCAAAGUCCCGCGACUCAUGUUUCACUCACAGAAGCCGGAGAGUUAUCAGAUAAAACUGACAGUAGUCAGACAUAGCCGUAUCACGUGAAGUGUCUCGAUGAACGCAAACACGCUUUUUGGCUUGUGUGUGUUCAAUUGUGGACGAAGACCUGGCAACACAUACACACAAUCGAGAGAUCUAACCAAUCAAAAUUUGUUUUUUUGUUUUUUUUUAAAAAGCAAGAAAUAUAAUCCAGUAGUUUUCAUUAUCAUUUCUCAAGUUGUCACUGCAAGCAGACUUCAAGUCUUUGCUGUGUCUUCACUGACUGGUGGGUUUAAAUCGAUGGACAUUAACAAAACUUAGUUUGCUGUCGCGGGUUAACUACAUCAAAGGUUAAACAUUAUGGGUUUAAGCCGCCGAGACUGGGGCUGUAUAUGGCGACUGUGUAUGGCGAGACUGUGUAUAUCCGUGGUAACUUGUAUGGCCACUUGCCGUAAAUAUGGUCCAGGUUAAUUAACAUAUAAGAAAAAAAAAAGCAAAUUUUCUUUGUACCUUUUUAGUUGCCAUUUCAUAAAGGCUUCCAAAACUAUUAACAUCAAUUUGUUGCUUUAUUUGAAAGAUGUUGAUAGAUGGUGCCUUCAAGAGUUUCAUCUGACUGCUGUCUGACUCCUGUUUGACUUCUUUCUGACUGCUGUCAAACUGCUGUCUGACUCCUGUCUGACUUUAUGGAAUGAACUAUUUGUUUUUGCUCUGCUCGUAUCACCAGAAAUAUCUUUGCGAGGAUUAUAGGAGCAAACAAAUGGUCAAGGGAACUUAUGACGUGCCCCAGUUCACUACGUACUCUCACACUGUUGAAAAGUCAUUUGGUUUUAUAUUAAGUUUUACAUGUGAUGCAUAGCUAUACUUAUGAAUAUAUCAUGUAAUGGUCAACCCCCAGCCCACGACCCGGCUGAGACACUCAAGUUUGGUUAAGUUCCAGAGGACAAUCUUAAUAUAUAUUUUGUUGAUAAAGUUAAUCGACCAAGUAUAGGUUAAGUGGGAUGUACAACAUUGUUAGUGAUUGGCCCGGUAUAGGUACAACAGGACGUACAAUAGUUUUAGUGAAUGGCCCGGUAUAGGUACAAUAGGACGUACAAUAGUGUUAGUGAAUUGCCCAGUACAGAUACAACAGGACGUACAAUAGUUUUAGUGAAUGGCGCGGUAUAGGUACAACAGGACGUACAAUAAUUUUAGUGAAUGGCCCAGUGUAGGUACAACCGGGCGUACAAUAGUUUGAGUGAAUGACUCGGUAUAGGCACAACAUUGCUUACUAUUGUGUUAAUGAAGCUUUCGCUACAUUUGCCUAUGGCCCCUUGUUUUUAAGGACACCUGCGGUCCCAACCGCUGGGACGAUAUAGAGCCAUGGCCGCCACGUCUGAAACUUAUCAUUAAACUAUUCGUUCUUAUAGUUUCUAGAAAGUUGAAAUAUAAUUGAUCUUGCUAUUUAAGAAAUACAAAUCAUAAUAGGAGCCCCCCCCUCCCCCCAAUCUUCGCCCCCACUUUCUAGCCUUAUGUUUGAAGUUGUAUGAAUAUGUCAUUAUGUACAUUCCUUGCGAGUUUGUGAGGCAUUUAAUGGAAGGUGAUAGAUCAAACAGAAGAGUUGUUUUAUAUUUUCUGUACACAAAUCUCAACACCCUAUAUCAAGAGCUACCCAUGACAAGGUAACGAAUACAUAUCUUUCACCGUAUGUACAAGUACUUGUAUACAACCGAAAUGCUCUUACUUAUAUACCGCUUAAUGAUCUUUGACUACAACAUAUCAAUUAACAUAUUUCAUCCUUUUCAUUAAAAAAAAAAUUUUGAAUAUUAUUUUUAAUGCUUGUUACCCAUAAGAUCAAGUAGAUGCUGCAAUGAAAUCAAACAAUUAUAUCCACUGGAUAUUUCGUUUAUAACUUCCACAACUAUUGAUAAUACAAUUUAUUCAAUUUUAAAUUUAAAAAAAACAUGUUUCUAAAUUUAAAAAAAAAAAAGAAAAGGAAAUCAAUCAAAUAUUAAUGUUUAAAAAGGCAGAUUGUAUUUAAUUAAAGAAUUUUUUAGCGGAUUUCACUCCAAGAUUGUGUCUGGUGUCCUAUGAAGAUUAAUCAGUUUUCCAGGCAGACUUAUAAUGCUGCGAACAAAAUAAAAACAAAACAGUGACGGCACAGACUGACAGACAGACACGUUCAUAAGGACUGCGGUAUCCUGGACUGAUGUUGAUACUGAUAGGUAGAAUCAGUGACGUGGGCAUGGACGCGCCUGGGCACACAACAGCUCUAUUGAUUUUCUGAAGACUACAAAAGUCCCUGAGGUGAUCGAGUUUCCUCAUUAAGUAGGUCAGCUGACGGUCUUUUCUUUUCUUUUUGUUUUUUCCCUCCUGGAUGCGUUGAAGAUAUGAAGAACAUUUUCUUAAUGCAGCUUUAGUUUAACAACGUGUUUCAUGUUUUGUAUUAUUAUAAUAUGAAAGUACUCUGGUCUUCCUUUGUGGUCACAUGCCCUCCACCCCCCGCCCCCGGUUCCGUCACAGUGUCUUCAUGUCAUCUAUGCAUUUCGGAGAAUCUGUUUAUUCUUGUUUCAUAAUAAAUGAUGUGUACAUAAAUUCUAUCAUUAAGACAACAAAACAUGUAAACACAUAUUAUAAUUAUUUUAUUGGUGUACACAUUUUUUCAGAAACAUUCAUCUUUGAUAUGAUUUUACUAAACAAGAAAUAAAAGAAGUUAAAUUUAAAGAAG